Durusdinium trenchii is the source of this 2181-nucleotide messenger RNA. The record is from the annotation of a GenBank genome assembly. Lineage: Eukaryota; Dinophyceae; Suessiales; Symbiodiniaceae.
CUCGGGAUUAAUGCACUUGUUAUGGAGUCGGGCAGAAUGCGUUGCUUGGCCAAGGCAUGACCGUGUCCAACUGGUUGGCGGAAUGACGUCGAUGCACAACACCUAGUGUGUAAGUGUGUUGCCAGGGAUGGGGCAGAUCUUAUCUGGCUGGUGUCGAAACACAUCCAACAAACAAGCCUUAAGUGGGUGAUUUGCAAAUCAAUCGGCUCAAGACAGUCCACAAACUUCGUUGUGCGUGCCUCGCCCCAAAAAGUCGCAUGGACACUGAGAUGCCUGAGCAUAUUGAAGCCUUUGCGCCCACAAAGGGUCCCACUUACAACUUUGCUUUCAUUUUUCCAAUGGCUUCAGGGCACAUCAACCCCUCCCUUGCGAUUGCCCGACGUUUGGUGCGUCAAGGGCAUGCCGUGCACUACUUGUCGCGCGAACAGAUGCGAGAAGCCAUCGAAGAUACCGGUGCCCGCUUUCACAGUGACAUCGCAGAACAGCCUGAGCUUUUCGAAGACCGAGAUCCAUCCAUGUACGGUGCCUUAGGAUCUCUUCAAGAAGAACAUGGGCUGACUGGUAGUUUGUCCAAGGCACGAUUGGUGUUGAGGGAACUGGCCGUUGAGCUCAUGCUUCCUGGCACCUUGCGAUGGCUUCACACCAUCGAGGCCCAUGCGGUGCUCUUUUGCCCCCUGAUCAACUUGGAGGCCCCGUUGGCUGCCAAGGUGGCGAAGCUGCCCUCAGCUGGGCUGUGUACCGUGGCCGGGCCGGGCAGUGUCCAACUUGCUUGGAGCAACACCUUGAGCUCUUUGAGCACCACUGCAGAAGAGCUCCUGGAAGAAAGGUCCAAGCUUCCCGCACUAGUGGAGUGCCUAAAUCGCUUGAGGGCAAACUAUGGCCUGCAAGUCGAGGUUGAGGAUCACUUGAGGCCUCUAGGCCUUUUGCGAACUGCCUUGACUUCCGACGUCACUUUGGUGACCACUGCUGAGUGCUUGGCCGAUCCAGUGCCACUGGAUUUGACGAAGGCCUAUGAGGGGCACCCUUUCAUGUAUUUGGGCCCCUUGCUCGACGAGCCAGGUGCCAAACGUGCUGGGGGCCACAAGUUUGACAGCCAGCGUGAUCACAUGGAUGAUGAGAAGCCUCUGGCUUUGGCGCGUGCGGCCAAGGCAGAGGGACGGAAAGUGGUGCUGGUCAGCCUUGGAACUAUCAUCACUGGAGAUCAUUCUGAUUAUGGCUGGAAAGCCCAUGAGACCGUCAAUGGAGAGAAGCGUGGACUUACAGGAAAAGAGCUUUGUCAGGCUGCCUGGCAAGCAGUUUUUGAUGUUUUUGGAGAAGCUGAUGGCGCUGAUGCCCAGACACCCCUGAUCUUGCUGGCUUUGGGGCCACAAGCUGAUGCACUGGAGAAUCUGCAGGUGCCACCCAAUGCCUACUGCCAACCGAUCCUUCCUCAGGUGGAUUUAUUGAGGCUCGGCUUGGAUGUCUUCCUGACACAUGGGGGACAGAACAGCUUCAUGGAAGCCUUAUCCACAGGAAUUCCCAUGGUGCUUUGCCCUGGCUUUGGGGACCAGCCCGUGAACGGCGCCAAAGCAGAAUCCAUGAAACUGGGUGUGUGCGUGCCACGCCCUAAGGGUCCAUUGCACGAGGCUGAGACGGAAAGGGCAGCAUACAGAAAGGCAACAGCACUUGCAUUGCAGAGAGUCACCAGCAAUGGGUCCUUCAAAGAGAAUGCCGUGAGGUGUGCAGAAGCUUUGCGUUCUUCUGGCGGAGUCAGUCUGGCGACAAAAGUUCUGCUAAGCCUGGCACAAGGAAGUUCGAAGAGCGGUGACCUUGCGCAGAUUCAAAGGAACGGAGGAGCUUAAGGCCAACAGAAACACGGGUGAGAGCAUGUAAGAGCAAGAGCAGACUUUGGUCAGGCUGGCAUUCUUACAUAAUUAAUUUGGAUGAAACAUGCUUAGCUUGUACAGGCUACUGAUGCCUUUGGGCUCCCGCACAUUGCAAGUUGUAUAGAAUCUGCUGAGUGCAGGCUCAGGGCCUCUUCUGCUGUAUAAAUAUUCGAGAACUUCCGACCAAAUGCGGUGGUAGGAGUUUAGCCGCUUAGCCUCGGUUUGGCGUGUUCAACUUCCCACACGAAGCUACCCAAGGACCAGCGGGUCCAUCGUAUGGAUACGUAAAGGUACAGCAACUUUCCGAAGAAAACGC